UAUUUUUCUCAUACGUCGUAUGGCAAACGUCAACAAUUGAUAAACCAUUCACUUAUAAAAAAUAAUAAUCAAAUUCUUAUUCCACACAAAAAUAUUUUUGAGUUUUGUUUGUGUGAUAUAUUUUAGAUGGUAAAAUGAAUCGCUCCGAAGGAUUGGUGCAACGAAGAAAUGUUUUAAAGGAUAACAAUUCCGAUGGAACAGCAAAAGAGAACCAUGACGAUGAUAAGAAAAACGAUAAAAAUUAUGAUGAUGGCGACUCUAAAGAAACUCGUUUAACAUUGAUGGAAGAAGUUUUACUAUUGGGAUUGAAGGAUAAAGAGGGUUACACAUCGUUUUGGAAUGAUUGCAUAUCUAGUGGCUUAAGAGGAUGUAUACUAAUUGAACUAGGACUACGAGGCCGCGUAGAAUUAGAAAGAGCCGGGAUGAGAAGAAAGGGAUUGUUAUCUAGAAAAGUUAUAGUGAAAUCAGAUUCACCAACUGGUGAUGUUUUAUUAGAUGAAGCAUUAAAACACAUGAAAGAGACUGAUCCACCAGAAACUGUACAAAGCUGGAUAGAGUACUUGAGUGGUGAGACUUGGAAUCCAAUGAAGCUGAAGUACCAACUGAAGAAUGUCCGGGAAAGGCUAGCAAAGAAUCUGGUGGAGAAAGGAGUUCUUACUACGGAGAAACAAAAUUUCCUACUCUUUGAUAUGACCACACAUCCUUUGACAGACAAUGUUAUCAAAUGUCGCUUAGUUAAAAAGGUACAAGAAGCAGCGCUGCGGCGGUCGAUCAGUGACGUAGCGCACGCAGACAAGAGGUCGCUGGCGCUGUUGAUGUUGGCGCACUCGGCAGAUGUGCUGGAGAAUGCAUUCGCUCCACUAUCGGACGAGGACUAUGAGCUGGCUACGAGACGUGUACGAGCACUUCUCGAUCUAGAUUUUGAGGCUGAGGCCAUGCGCCCAGAUGCCUGUGAGAUAAUGUGGGCCGUCUUCGCCGCCUUUACCAAAUAGCGGCCCAAAGAUCAUCAGAAAGACAUGGCCGCCAUAUAUCUACUCGGAUUCGAUACGCAUGAGAUGUACGAAUAAAGACAAUGAUGUGAGUUUUGUUCAUCUUUGGUGACUUAAUUUGUAAUGUGGUAUAUCAAAUCAUGCCAGUAUUAAACAUUCAUAUGUAUAUAUUAUAAUUUGGAUAAACAUUUUUAAUGUGAUUAUUAAAUAUUUUCUCAAAUUUGGUACUAUGUUGAUUAUUCACCACACUAAAGCAUAGGAGUGCAAGUUAAACUGGCACAAAGAUAUAUUAUAGUUAAAUUGAUAGGUAACUGAUAGAUAUAAAUUGUAUAGAAUAAAUAACUAUGGUAUGUAUAUGUCCCUUUUGUGUUAUUUUUUAUGCAUAUAUAUUUUUUUCUAGAAGUUUCUUAUGCCGGUAGACUUAAAGUAAAUUAUAUUUGCUAACAUAAUUUGUUCCUUAAUGAUCAAAUCUAUGCAUGUUUAUCAUUGUGUAAAAUAGAGAUACGGUUUGUAUCAGGAAUUACAUUUGUGGUAAUAACUGGCUUUAAAAAGGCUUAUGAUUUCGUGAGAGUGUUAAAAUUUAAAAACCUUUAUAACUUAUGUAUUGACAUAAAAAGGCAACUUUUUUUAUUAAUCUGAUUGGUUUUUUAAUAAUUUAAAUUACCCCUAGUUUUUACACUGUUUCAAGUUAGAUGCAUUUUUUCCAGUUAAUUGUACAAAAAAACUGUAUUUCGUUAAGUGUUUUGUCUACAUUAGAUUAUGUUGCAUAAAAAAUUUGCACCACUGAAACAGGAUGUACUAAAGUUCUUUUUUGUCAUUUCUUUUUUAAAUACAAAUUUAUCAAAAUUUCCUAUUAUUUUAAUUUUAUGUAAUAAUGUAGUUUUUAGUAUGUAAGUUUGUAGUAACUUCACAAUUCUCACGUUAGAUUAAUUUUAUAAAACAUUACUACAUUAAAAUGUCAAUUUGUUUUUCGAUAAUAUUUAU
Molecule: messenger RNA, 1973 nt
Organism: Papilio xuthus (Asian swallowtail)
Lineage: Eukaryota; Metazoa; Arthropoda; Insecta; Lepidoptera; Papilionidae
Gene: sau
Product: Golgi phosphoprotein 3 homolog sauron
Exons: 5
Coding region: 135-992 (285 amino acids)
Biological process (GO): retrograde vesicle-mediated transport, Golgi to endoplasmic reticulum; Golgi organization; Golgi to plasma membrane protein transport
Cellular component (GO): Golgi cisterna; trans-Golgi network; cytosol
Molecular function (GO): phosphatidylinositol-4-phosphate binding
Source: RefSeq, a predicted model, not a curated record